This is a messenger RNA of Pichia membranifaciens NRRL Y-2026, 591 nucleotides long. RefSeq lists its product as hypothetical. The record is from RefSeq and is a predicted model, not a curated record. Bases 9 to 332 code for a protein of 107 amino acids. Lineage: Eukaryota; Fungi; Ascomycota; Pichiomycetes; Pichiales; Pichiaceae. The transcript has a single exon. Gene Ontology annotation, biological process: proton motive force-driven ATP synthesis.
CACCAACAAUGUUCAGACAAGCAGCCAGACAAUUCACAACCUCCGCACGUCGUGCUAACCUCAUUGCUGACCUCUACGUCAGAGAGUUGAAGGCCUUCAAGCCAACUCCACUCACAGCUGCAGAUGCUCAAGAAGCAACCAAGCCAUGGAAGUUGCCAGCUGCCGCCAAGGUGCCAGCCUUGGAGGCCGAAGGAGCUGAUGCCUUGGCUGAGUACGACUCUGCAUCCGUCGAUGUCGUCGCUGCUGCUCCAGCCAACGGCGCCGCCGAAGAAUACAAGCCAGACGACUGGUUUGUGUUCCCAGUCGACGAAGAGCCAGGCCACCACCACUAAGUUACUGGAUCUCUGAUAUGUUGAUCCAGAUCCAGUGAAUAGUUUGCUUUUUGAUCGUUACAAACGGAAACCGUUUCAGUGACAGUUACACAAAAACUAGCCAAGAAGCAAACCUUCUUGCCUUUGUCCCUCCACCAAACCAUGAUGUCCGAUUUUGCCAAAUGCUGUUGGAACCUAUUUAUUUAUUGAUCAUAGAUAUAUAUACGUUUUUUUAUAUCUUAUAUUUAUUAAAUGCCAUUACAUUCGAUGUGUUUAUGAG